Gavialis gangeticus (Gharial) is the source of this 2331-nucleotide messenger RNA. RefSeq names its product coiled-coil and C2 domain containing 2B (gene CC2D2B). Bases 457 to 2094 code for a protein of 545 amino acids. The transcript is spliced from 13 exons. Gene Ontology annotation, biological process: protein localization to ciliary transition zone; non-motile cilium assembly. Gene Ontology annotation, cellular component: ciliary transition zone. Lineage: Eukaryota; Metazoa; Chordata; Crocodylia; Gavialidae. The record is from RefSeq and is a predicted model, not a curated record.
UUUUCAGGUCAGGUCUAGCAAAAAAACCACACUGCCAUACUGCUUAUGCCUUAUUUCAGCAAUGAGUGUUCUCCCUUUGAUGGUCGGGGUAGAGUUAUUAGGUCCUUUGUGCGUCUCCUGUAUGCACACAAUAUCAUACUCCUGUGAUAUUGCUUCCAGGAUAGACAGGAUCAAUAAGCAGUAGCAAACAUUCCUUUUUUUUUUUUUUUAGAGAUACAUGUUUUAGUUUGUAUUGCUGGUCUUUUAGAUGAUCUUUAUACAUGCAUAACAUCUGUGAAUAGUAAAUAUCUAUGUUACCUGUAAAUAGUGAAAUAGCACAAGUAUGUAGCUAAGUAGCACAAUAGUGCAAUUUUGCAUAAUUGUGCUAUUAGAUUAAUCAGAAAAUCUUGCUGAAAUCUGUAUUGACUCCUGUUUUAUAUCUAAAGACCAACAGAUGUGUACUCAUCAGCUCAUGCAAUGAAUAGAAGACAUCUAUUAUUAGGCAAAUCAGCAUAUAUAACUGAUCCUCUAAGUGAGAUGACUGUCCAUCCUUUUGUAGAAGUUUCUUUCCAGCAUGCAGUUUAUCAGACUAGUACUGCUGAUGGUUCUCAUCCAUGUUGGAAUGAAGAACUUCAGAUGGAUUUUAUAUCUCCAGGACAUGACUACAGCUUUUCAGGCCUGUCUAAAAUUAAAGACAAUAUAUGUGUCAACAUUUUUGAUGAAGUUAUUUUGGAAAAACAUGAGGAUACCUGUCCUAAGGGUUGCAGUGGUCACUUUUACAUAAGAAAAAAUUGGCUAGGAUCAGUUAGUUUUCCUUUCUCUGCUCUUCUGGAACAAUCAAAGAUCUGUGGGACGUUUCAAGUAAAUAUGCCACCAGUUUUGCUUGGUUACACUUGGAGUAAGACACAUGUAUCUCCUAAAGAAGAGAGUUGUGGACAGAACUUAAAAGAAUACACCUUUUUAACCAUCUUUGCUACAAUUGAACCUCAGUUAUCAUCUGUUGAAAAAGAUUCAGAAUCUGAUAAGUUUUUAGAUCAUGAAGAUGAAACACUUCUGCAAAGAGCAUAUAUUUUUAAAAAAAGUUGCAAGGCAAAAUUUCCAAAGAGAAGAAUAAUAACUUCUGUUUUUGACAGCGAAGGAAGAAAUGUUUUAGUAACAAAAUAUAUCAAGUCAUUAAAUCCACCACAACUGUUACUGGAUAUGUAUCCUGAUGAUCCUAAUGCAACUUUUGACCUUAUUUCUCGAUUUGUAUCUUUAAUUCCUUGUAUAUCAGAUACUGUUGAUGGAAAUGAUGAUGUUGAUAUUUGGGUGACCUCUGAGCACUGCAUCAGUUUAGCUGCUGGAAAUAAAGAAGAACAUGCAGUACUUCUGUGUAACUACUUCAUGUAUUUUGACAAAAAAGCAUGGGUACUGUUGGGAACAUCUGUGUUAGAAGGAAAAGUGGCAUAUGUCUUGACUCUGGAAAAUGGAGAAUAUUUCCUUUGGAAUCCCCUGAAUGGACAGUGUUACAAACCAUUUGAUGCAUUUUGUCCCUUACAGAGCAUUGACUGCUUAAUUGAUUGGGAAAAUGUCUGGUUCAACAUGCAGAGAAACAGUUCACCAAUGUAUGUAAACUUUGACAUUUCAAAGGAAGGGUUUUGGAAACAGUUGCUGCCAUACAAUUAUCAACACAAAAUAACACCAACUGUACAGCCAAAAGAAAUACUUUACACCCCUACUAGCAAAAGCAUGGUGGAAGAACUCCAGAACAGGAUUGAAAAGACCUUAAAAAAUAAAAUAAUGGAGUGGCGAUUUCAACAACCAACUAGGUGGCAUCGGCAAUGCACUGCUCUCCUAAGGCAAAUGCUUCCUAAGUUAGAACUUAGACAUAGGACCACUGUUACAGACAAAGAAGAAAAUGAAUUGGAAAGUUUACUGGAACGUUAUUGGGUCACAGGGUAUCCUAUCCAGAUGCCUUAUAUAAAUUUGCAAUCAAUAAAUGAAGCCGUGCAUCAAACUGGCAUUCAUUCUUCAGAAAUCCCCAACACGGAGUUUUCUCUUGCUGUAUACCUUCACCCAUAUCCAAACAACAUUUUAUCUGUGUGGAUCUACUUAGUUUCUUUGGUCUGUCACUAGUAAAUAGUGUUUAAAUCUAAGCAACCAUGUGGUGGCUGUCCUGGGAAAAAUGAUCAUUUAUGAAUGCAGGUUGGGCAAUAAAGUUUAGUCUGGAUACAGAUAUUUGGGGAGGUUAGUUCAAGUUAAAAAUGGCCACCUGAUCUAAGUUGGGAUGGUGGGACUAGUAGAGGGGCUGGGUAAAUCAAGGAUGCAAGCAACCUGUAGCAGCUGGUGCAGUGAGGGGGGCAAGUGGAAUGC